AUGGGACUCUCUCUCAAGUACUGCAUGCUCUACAGCUUCUCCUCGGUGAUCACCCUCACCAUCACUCGCGCACUCAGUUUCGCAGCUGCAGAGAAAGUGCUUUUCGGACGCUGGGUCUGGAGAUACCGAUCGUUGGAGGCUCAGAAAAAGAGCACCAGUGCCAAUUCCAACAAAGACACCAACAAGAAGAACAUAAGCAGGGACCACGAGACGGCAAACUCGGACAAUGCUUCAACUUGUCACGAUUGCUCCUCAACAAUUGAUACGAUUUGUCGCCCCUGGAUUUUGAGCGGUCCUGCCCUUAUGGGGCUUGUGUUGGUCUGCUUCACGGUAGACAGGUUGACGAUGAAAUACAAGUAUGGGAUAGUACUCACAGAGAGCGUGAAGGAAAGGAGAUUGAAGGAAGCGGCUGUAACAGCGUUUCUGUUUUCGCUGGCAGUAGAUCUGGUUGUAAUCUGUGCAUGCGUGACUUCGUGGGGGAGGGAACACAUUCGACGGUUCGCCGAAGGCAAGGAGGAGAUUGUGGAGGUCAAAAACUUGGUCGAAGAAAAGUGA
Molecule: messenger RNA, 555 nt
Organism: Cercospora beticola
Lineage: Eukaryota; Fungi; Ascomycota; Dothideomycetes; Mycosphaerellales; Mycosphaerellaceae
Source: RefSeq, a predicted model, not a curated record